Molecule: messenger RNA, 543 nt
Organism: Macrosiphum euphorbiae (potato aphid)
Lineage: Eukaryota; Metazoa; Arthropoda; Insecta; Hemiptera; Aphididae
Source: the annotation of a GenBank genome assembly
AUGAGAGAGCAGUUAGUUAAGAAUAUUAUCGAUUGUAGCGCCAAAUUGUCAGUACUUAUUGACGAAUCCACAACUUUGAGUUCAAAGACAAGCAUGGUUGUUUAUAUUAAAUCUGCAAUAUCUAAUGAUGAUCCUAUUUUUAUGUUUUUGGAUCUCGUUGAGCUUGAUAAUCAAUUAGCUGUCAAUAUUGUUGAUAAACUACUAGCUUGCCUUCAUAAAUGUGGCUUUGAUGAAACAUUUCUUCAAAAAAACUGGGUGUCAUUUGUCAGUGAUGGGGCCAGUGUUCUCCUAGGUAAAAAAAAUGGAGUAGCCAAACGCCUUAAAGAUAAAUAUCCAUUGAUAUUUAGUUGGCAUUGUAUGAACCACAGACUAGAGUUAGCUGUCAAUGAUUCAGUAAAAGAUGUAACUGCCACAAAUCAUUUUAAAGCAUUUUUGGAUAGUCUUUAUGCUUUAUACAACAGAUCACCAAAAAAUCAAAAUGAACUUAAAACGAUAUGUACUGAACUAGAUAUGAUAUUUUUAAAAGUUGGCAGGGUUAAGUGA